GGGAGGGGCGGGGGGGGUGUGGGGGAGCGGCGGGGUUAGUGCAGGCGGGUUCGGGCCCAAACUCCCCCCCCGCCCCGAAGUGGGGGAGACCCCGCGCGGCGGGCAGAGCCGAGGCGCGGAGCGGCGGCGUCCCGGCGGCGGGGCAGGACUGGGGGCGUGAUGGAGGUGGUGGCUUAAGGACGCCGCUCCUGCACCGGAACAAUUAAAGCGGGGAAGAGGCUUGAGUCGAUGGUGUUGGGGGCCUCCCGCCGUCCCUAUGGCCGCCGUGCCCGGCGCGGGGCCGGCGGCUGCGGAUCCGCGGGUGCUGGCCCUAGCGGCUCAGGUCACGGAGGGCAGAGAACAGGACACCCCCCUGCUACUUCUCAAGUUAAAGGGAAUUUUAAAUAGUGCUUCCCUGGGAGGUGAAGAAUCAAAAAAAAUUAAGCAAGAUAUAUACAAUUAUGAUCUUGCUCAGUACUGCAUGUUGGUCCUCAGACAAGACCACUCUCAAUUGCGUGGAGGCUGGGCUACUGCUGCCCAGCUAGCAGAGAUACUAAGUCAUUGUUGUGUAGGACUAGAGGUGAAAGAAGAUCCUGAGGAAUUUUACAAGAAAUUUCUUCCUUCAGCUAUAGACAACAUGCUGUUUUUGGGAAGACGCUUGCAAGCACGAUUUAUCCGAGCAAUCAAGGAUGAAGAAAAACAAGAUUUUUUACACUGGUUCCAAACAGUAACUGAUGCCAUCUGCUGGCUGUUCGGUGGGCAUAUUCAACUAGCAGCCUGUGUACUGCAAAAUGAUCACUUCCUGCAGUUGUUAAUAACAGAUGACGUUGAAACAGCAAGUAUAAUGAUGUCUGUUUUACACAACAUUUUGAGGGUCAAUAGUUCUGUCUUGCUUCACGUUGAUGACAAGACCCUUCACUCUGUUUUGGAUGAACUUGUUUACAAGCUUUCAUCUACCACCAAUCCUGUCAUAGGAAAUGCUGCUACAAAACUGCUAUUGUUGGUGGCAAAAUUUUGCAGGCAGCUUGUGAAGAUACUCACAGCUCGCUACAAAGGAUUAAAAGGGCUUUUAAGCAAACAGUGGACUGGCAAAGGAUUUGACAGGGAUCUCAGCCAACUCUUGGACCUGCUGUACUUGGAACAGUCCAAUGGAAAAGGAGAAAUAGAGAGGCAGCAUCAAGCAGCUUGUACAAUCCAGGCUAUGUGGAGGGGAUUUCAGACAAGGAAAAGGCUGAAAAAACUGCCCCAAGCAGUGACCACUUUACAGAGAAGCUUCAGAGCUAAACGGGAACAGGAGCUGCAGCAUUUAAAAAAACAGAAGGAAGACGAAGCUCUACAACUGCAAAUGCAACUUCAGAGACAGAGGGCCAUGCGACUCUUCCAUGAACGACAGCUGGCCUUACUGGAAAUAAUCCAUGCCAGUCAGGUAAAUAAGUACCUGGAGGAAAUGGAGGGGAAAUCAGCAUUAACUAUCCAGAGAUUCUGGCGAGGGUAUAGAGCAAGAAGAUAUUUUCAUCAGCAGAGACAAUCUCUUAAAGAGUAUAAAGCAGCUGUUGUCAUUCAGAGAGCAGCAUGUAAAUUCUUGGAAAAACGAAGAAGGAGGAGACUUCUCUCUCCUUGGAAAGAUCCCAAAGGACUGACUGAUGAGCAGAGACUAGCUUUGCAGCAGAAGGUGGAUGACUACAUCAGAUUGCAUCCGGCUCCCCAAAUGUCAGAAGAAAUGAGUAAAGAAUUACAUUUGCAGGCCCAGGAAAAGCUGGCACAGUUCCUGCUGAGGAGCAGACUGGAUCAGAGAGCCGCACAGCGGAGAGAGACAUUACUGGCUCAGGUCAACACUGAUGUGGAGCUGCUAAUGAAUGCUCCAGGGUUAGCAGAGACCACAGAAAAAGAUCUUGAUGUCUUUAUGAGUCGAUCAAUCCCCAUAGCUACCAAGGCAAGACAAUCCCACAACACUAUGCUGAAACAUGCUCGCUGGCCAUGGUGGAAGAAGCUUGGGGAUGAGUUUGGGGAGGACUAUGUCAUUCCUGAUGAUGCCCUAAAUGCAGAACUGGGAACUCUGUUUAUUGGUGGAAGGAAGUCCUUUUAGGUAACAGGCAGAAGAGUUUCUUACUCAACAAGACUCGUACCUUGCAUUAUGCAUUUGCUUGCACGUGUUUUUACAGAAGCAAAACACUUGAACUGUAAGACAAAGCACUGGAAAAGACCAAAGCCUUAUCUUAGUGCAUUUUACUUAAGAGCCUCUUUCUGUACAUCAACGGUUAGAUCCUAUUGAUUGUGGUGUUGCAAAUAGGGUUCAAAUACUGUAGUUGUAGAUGAGGAUAUUUUUUGAUUUGUAUCACUUUAAAAGUAAGUUUAUA
Molecule: messenger RNA, 2336 nt
Organism: Phalacrocorax carbo (great cormorant)
Lineage: Eukaryota; Metazoa; Chordata; Aves; Suliformes; Phalacrocoracidae
Source: RefSeq, a predicted model, not a curated record